Molecule: messenger RNA, 1083 nt
Organism: Rosa rugosa (rugosa rose)
Lineage: Eukaryota; Viridiplantae; Streptophyta; Magnoliopsida; Rosales; Rosaceae
Exons: 5
Coding region: 1-1083 (360 amino acids)
Source: RefSeq, a predicted model, not a curated record
AUGUUCUCGGCUUUAUUGCAACAAAAACAAGUUCUUGGUUUGCUGCCAGGUAUUGCGAUUUGUCAUGAAGCUCCCUCGGUUAACCACUUGAUUUUUGCGGAUGACAACAUAUUGUACGCUCAAGCUUCUAUUGAGGCAUGUUAUGAAAUUCAGGAUGUGAUUGAGACCUAUGGUAGAGCAUCAGGGCAGCUUGUAAACUUCAAUAAGAGCUCAAUUGUUUUCAAUAAGAACGUUGAUGCAGAUUUACAGGAUGAUGUGGCUUCAUUGAUGGGAGUAGAGAUUGUAGAGCCUCAUGAAAGGUACUUAGGACUCCCAACUUAUGUGGGACGUAAGAAAACAACAACCUUUCAAUAUAUCAUGGAUAACUUGGCCAAGAAGCUUAAACAUUGGCAAGGGAAGAUGCUCAGUGAUGCAGGUAAGGACACUUUAAUUCGGGUUGUGGCUCAAGCUCUCCCAUUCUAUGUCAUGGGUGUGUUUCAGUUAACGAAGAAUUUUGUGAGGAUUUGGAACAAAUGUGUGCUAGAUUUUGGAAGGGAAGCACAGAAGACAAAAGAAAAAUUCAUUGGAAAGCAUGGGAUUUCCUUUGCCAUCCUAAACAAGAUAGAGGUGCACCUUCCUAUUCUUGGAGAAGCAUCUUUGGGACAAGAGAGUUGUUACGGUCUGGCUCUUACUGGCAAAUUGGUUCUGGGGAAAAUGUUCGAGUUUGGAUGGAUGCUUGGGCCAGGUUUAUGGGAUGACAUGAAAAUCAGGUCCUUGUCCAAUGAAGUAGAAGCAGCAGCUAUAUUAGCAAUACCUCUUUCUCAACAUAUAGUGCAUGAUAGAGUUGCAUGGAAACUAGAGAAGAAAGGGUCCGGGCGUAUUGGAAUGGUACUACGUGAUACUACUGGUCAGUUUCUUGCUGCAAAGGGAAGACCAGUGAUGGGAUUAAUGUUGGGAAGAAUUUAUGAAGGCUUGGGAGUACUGUUGGAGACUCUACCUAAUGUCAGGAUUGUGCAUACUGCUGAAAUCAAAGAUCUAGGGAUUUGGGAGAGCAGAAAGCUAGAGGAAGAAGACGAUGGUUUUCUUAUUAAGAAUUGUACUUGA